This is a messenger RNA of Macrobrachium nipponense, 2646 nucleotides long. RefSeq lists its product as uncharacterized. Bases 434 to 2620 code for a protein of 728 amino acids. Gene Ontology annotation, biological process: signal transduction; protein phosphorylation. Lineage: Eukaryota; Metazoa; Arthropoda; Malacostraca; Decapoda; Palaemonidae. Gene Ontology annotation, cellular component: cytoplasm. Gene Ontology annotation, molecular function: ATP binding; protein kinase activity. The record is from RefSeq and is a predicted model, not a curated record. The transcript has a single exon.
GAUAAAAGGAUUGGACCGAAGAUAAUAUCAACUGGAUCUUCCAUAAGUCUCCUGGUUCCAGAUUGUAGGCUUCAAGGAUUCAACUGGAUCUUCGAUAAGCCUCCUGGUUCCAGGUUGCAGGCUUCAAGGAUUCAAUUGGAUCUUCGAUAAGCCUCUUGGUUCCAGGUUGCAGGGUUCAAGGAUUUAACUGGACCUUCGAUACGUCUUCAGGUUCCAGGCUCCAGUUCUUUAACUGAAUCUUCGAUAAUUCUCCAGUUUCCAGGCUUCAUUGUUUUAACUAAAUCUUCCAUAAUUCUCCAGGCUCCGAGACCAACUAACGAAGACGUAAAAGACGUCUUCAGCGGAUUCGCCCAGAGUCGGGAAAGGAUCUUCCAGAGAUUCCUGGAGACACUUGGAUCGCAGGCGACGAGAAGCUUCCCCGGGGAAGCCCAGGAUGGAACCCGCCCCCCUUUUUCUAAAACUAACGAUACUUCACAGCGAUGACAACUACAUAGUUAACAAUAUGAAACGUGUUGUGAACAAUUUGUUGUCUUCUCGAGCGAGUGUAUCGCGUCGAGAUUUGCUGGGAGCUACCGAUGCUCCUUGUUAUCCUUUAUUAUCAUCCCCACCUCGGUCCCUAACAGUCUACCGACCAGCGAAAAGAUUAGGCCUCAGGAGAAUUCGAGAGUACUACCUUCCUAGGAGAAGGAAAGAUAAUUUCCCUCGUGCGUCGAGAACGGCCGAGAGGAAGAUGGAGGCGACGGAAGCGCCAACAGCAAGACAGUUCCCUCCGAGACAAAACUUGCCUCACGACGGUAAGCUAGAAACGAGACGAAUUCUCCGGCCAAAGAGAGGGCUUAGCGUGAGGCAGAACCUUCUGAAUCGAAGAGCAGAAGGUUUCUGUAGUAGUACUGUUAUGCAGGACGGCAGAGGAAUGAAGAGGAAGUUCCAGGAGACCGAAGCGAAAGACCCCGACACCAAACGGGCAAGGACGAAGGACUUGGAAGAGGAAAUUACUACGUUCUGUGCCCCUAAGACCAAAGCAGUGCCCCGCAAAUGGAAGAGGAGGUACGUGAGGAACAGAGCAGCGAAUCGUUUCCCUCGAGUGCUGAGAAACACCGAGGGAAUGAAGAGAAAGAUGGAGGACGGAGGGGAGUCAUCCCCGUCCAACAUGAGACUCAGGAAGGAUGAAGACGAAGCGGUGACUGCUAGUCCUACCCGAAGGCCUCCCCUGAAAGCAAUGCGAGGAGGUAUGAUAAAGGUGGUAGCUCUGAGGAAGAGGUUUGUGGACAAUUCCCAGAGAAGGCCACAAGACUGUCAGGGAAAGAAGAGGAAGCUGGAGGAGGACGAGGAAAUGAUUGCAUCCGUCGAUCAGGGGAAAAUGGAGGCCACAGGCAAGACGGAACCCCUGAGCAAAAGACGGAAGGCGGACCGAAGCCCUCCUCCCCCUCGCAGUCCACCAAAGGCACCGAAAAGGCUACCUCGGCAGGCAAAGGCCAACGCAGUGGACAGAAUCCACAAGGUGUAUGGUGUCCCCGCCGAGAGAACUAAGCCGGGCCAAAAUGCAGCAGCUGAAGAGGAGAAAAUGAAGAAGGUAAAUGAAAAAGUUGAGGAAAAAGCACAGAAAAAGGCAGAAGCAGCAAAAGGAGAGCGAACGGACAUUUCCCCCGACGAACUUCAACAGAAGAAGCUGGGGAAAAGAAAAGGGAAAGAAGAGCCUCCGAAGAAGCAGGCUGAAAAAAAACAGAAGAAGCAGAAGAAAAUGGAGGCUCCAAAGAACCAGGCCGAGAAGAAUAAGAAGAAAGAGGAGCCUCAGAAGAAGCAAUCUAAGAAGAGAACGAAGAAAGGUGCGAAAGGGCCCCAAAAUCAGAAGGACACGCGGAAGACAGAAGCCAUAACGAUGAGUGAGGCUGAGGUUGCCGAGCUCCUCAAGGAAGGAAAGGAGCUGGGCGCGGGGACCUACGGAACUGCUUACAAGGUCGUCCACAAGGGAGAGGUAGCCGUCCUAAAGGUGGCCAAUUCACGCCUGUGGAGUGUGAAAGCGGCUUUCAGAAAGGAAGCGAAGGUUCUUCAGGCCCUCAAUGGCACAGGAGGUGCUCCUCUGCUGUUUGGCACCUGUAGCAAACCAGCAGCUAUCCUCAUGGAGUAUUGCGCUGGGGAAGAGUUCCUCUCGUUUAUAAACGACUCGAAGAACUCUCCUUCCCUUGCUUUGGGCAUCCUUCCGGACAUUGCAAGGGAGCUGCACCAGAUCCACUUGGCAGGUUACAUCCAUGUGGAUUUGAAAACGGAUAACGUCAUGGUCCACGUAACAGAAGGCAAGGGCAAGAAACAGGUGAAGCCCAGGAUAAUCGACUUCGGAAUAGCUGUGGAAAGGAAAAAGGAAAUCGAGCUAUAUCCGAAUUUUUCAGAUUCCAUCUACCCGCCUGAGUACACGGAAGGUGCGCCGGCGCAGCCCUCUGGGGACGUAUAUUCCAUGGGAUGUCUUAUUGAAGAUACGAUCUAUGCCUUCACUGAUCACAUCCCACCGCACUACGAGGAAAUUAUAAACAUGGCGAAGAACGAGAACCCAAGACUUCGCCCAACCGUCCCCAAGUUAGUGAAACUGUUAGAAGCAGCAAGAAAGAUACCAGACCUACAAUAGAAACCACAGGGGUAGCCAGGACAGUC